This is a messenger RNA of Trypanosoma conorhini, 633 nucleotides long. RefSeq lists its product as uncharacterized. The coding region runs from base 1 to 633 and encodes 210 amino acids. The record is from RefSeq and is a predicted model, not a curated record. Lineage: Eukaryota; Euglenozoa; Kinetoplastea; Trypanosomatida; Trypanosomatidae. The transcript has a single exon.
AUGACGCCGCGGUGGAAGGCGGCAAUUGGCCCCGGCGAGGCGGUGGUUUCGCAGUGCCGCCUGCACCCCCUCCCGGGCGCAGGCGCUUCUUCUCCUGCCCGAGGCACCCGCCAGUGUGGCGGACGGCUCGGAGGAUGCGGGGCCGCCCCGCAGUUCCGCACGGCGACGACGUUGGCCUCCUGCGUCCGUGACGGGGAGCUCAACGCGGCGCGGGGCGUUGUGGUGUCGGGAACAGGCAACCCGCACGGGGUUGAGGAGGCUUUUUUGCGCGCAGUUUCUGGGGUGUGCGGGUGCACGCCCUCGUUGAACCCCGGCAACACGCCGACGAUCGGCUUCCGGGCGACGCUGCUUUUGGAUGCGCAGACCCCGCCGCAUCCGACUCGAGUCUGCGGCCGCGUUCGCAGUGGGCGUCUCUGUCGACGGCUGGCAAAGGGCAACGGGGACAGCCAGCACGCUGCCGCUAGCAGCAAAUUAUUUGGCCGCGACGCCGCUACACAAAACGUGCGCAGCUUCGUGUUUCCACUGUGCUACCGACUGAGUCUACGGGCUGUCCGACGGUUUCCCACACACUUGCACACACACAUAAAAAAAGGGAACGCCGAGGGGAUGCACAAUGGCUGCGCUGAAGGUUGA